AUGUCAAUGACAUCUGAAAAUGAACAACAAUUAUGGAAGCUAAAACAACUAAACGAUAAUAAUAAUAAUAAUUUUAUUUUGUCAACUAAAGUGAAUAAAGACAAUCAAGUAUUAACAUUCAUUCCAAAAAUUCCAUAUCGAUUAAAAUUAGCUCCUCUAGAUGCACAGUCAACAUAUCAACAAUGUAUUUUUGUUUUAACAAAUUAUCCAAAUGAACCAACAUAUCGUAUAAAAUCAAAAUAUUUAGAAACAAUCGGUCAAGAAUUCCACUUAGAUUUAUUAAAUGAUGAGACAGCUGAAAAUUCAUACAGAGUUACAAUGAGACAACAAGGACAUUAUUCAGGACAAUAUUGGAAACUAAUCAAAAUAAACUAA
Messenger RNA from Didymodactylos carnosus, 375 nucleotides. Lineage: Eukaryota; Metazoa; Rotifera; Eurotatoria; Philodinida; Philodinidae. The record is from the annotation of a GenBank genome assembly.